GAGCGAGGCAACCAUCAGCAGCAGCACCAGGAAAAACGAGCGGACGCCGGAGAAGCAACGGGAGGGGAGAGGAGGAUGGCAGCGGCCGCGGCGGAGGGCGCGGCGGCGCCGGUGGCGGCGGCGAUGCGGGCGGUGCUGGCGCGGGCGGGGCGCGCGGCGGAGCGGUCCGGGCGGGCGGCGGAGGCGGUGCGGGUGGUGGCGAUCGGGAAGACCAAGCCGGUGUCGCUGCUGCGGCAGCUCUACGACGCCGGCCACCGCUCCUUCGGCGAGAACUACGUCCAGGAGUUCGUCACCAAGGCGCCGCAGCUUCCGGAAGACAUCCGGUGGCAUUUUGUUGGGCACUUGCAGAGCAACAAGGUGAAAUCGCUAGUAGCUGCCGUUCCAAAUCUUGACAUGGUUGAGGGUGUAGGUAAUGAAAAGAUUGCUAAUCAUCUGGAUCGUGCUGUCGUUAGCUUGGGGAGGGAGCCUUUGAAAGUUAUGGUGCAAGUAAACACCAGUGGAGAAGAAUCAAAAUCUGGUAUCGAUCCUUCUAAAUGCGUGGAGCUUGCUAAGCAUGUGAAACUAGCUUGCCCAAACUUAAUACUGUCAGGACUCAUGACAAUAGGGAUGAAAGAUUACUCCUCAACACCGGAAAAUUUUAAGGCAUUGGCAAAUUGUAAGCUUGAAGUUUGCAAGGCCCUCGGGAUACCGACAGAACAAUUCGAACUCUCCAUGGGAAUGUCCGGUGACUUUGAGCAAGCGAUAGAGCUGGGCAGCACAAAUGUGAGGGUUGGGUCAACAAUAUUCGGACCAAGGGAGUAUCCAAACCAAAAGCAGAAUUGAAGAACUCUGUUUCAUGUGUUCCUCAAUACAGUUCUUACAUACAUUGUAUAUAUGAUCGCAUGUAAAUGGACAUGUAAAUAUCUGAUGUUUAGAAGUGUAUGGUUCCACAGAGGACACAUAUUUGGGGUAUACCCUGCUGGUAUUGCAUUACUAAGAAUGGCAUUUUACCUCGUA
Aegilops tauschii subsp. strangulata is the source of this 996-nucleotide messenger RNA. RefSeq lists its product as uncharacterized. Gene Ontology annotation, molecular function: pyridoxal phosphate binding. The record is from RefSeq and is a predicted model, not a curated record. Gene Ontology annotation, cellular component: intracellular anatomical structure. NCBI's taxonomy places the organism in Eukaryota, Viridiplantae, Streptophyta, Magnoliopsida, Poales, Poaceae.